Messenger RNA from Cokeromyces recurvatus, 679 nucleotides. RefSeq lists its product as uncharacterized. The transcript is spliced from 6 exons. NCBI's taxonomy places the organism in Eukaryota, Fungi, Mucoromycota, Mucoromycetes, Mucorales, Mucoraceae. The record is from RefSeq and is a predicted model, not a curated record. The coding region runs from base 173 to 679 and encodes 168 amino acids.
GUGCAUAUUCGUUUUUUUUUUUGUAUGAGAAUUACUCUGCUAUCUUCUUGUAUUACUCUGUUUAUCAUAGUUCUGACAGUUCAUGCAGCUCUUAGUAGAAGAAUAUGAUCAAUCACUUUAAAAAAGAAUAGUAAAUAUCAGCCCAAUACUUUAGCGGUCGGUUGCCAAAGCUAUGGCCAUGUAUAGCCGGCAUCAUAUACAACCGCUGAAGACUACAGUCAUUAAAACCAUGAUAAAGUCUACAGCGGAUGCCAUUGUUGGCAUAGUACCUGUUAUUGAUUAUUCUUAUGAUAUUGAGUACUAUGGUACUAUUCAAAUUGCUUCUACUUUAUGUGCAUCUUGUACCCAUCUUACACAUUUUAAUUCUAGUGGCCUUGUUAUCAAGAAUCAAAAUAUUAGUUUAGCAGCCAUCAGUGAAUCUAGCACUUUCGCUGCCAGAGAUCCUAUGGAUGAUGUUCUGGGUCUUGUACAACAAAGAGAGCAGGUUCCUUUGAUGGUAUUCUUGAUACCGGGUACUACACUCUUACUCUUCACUAACUCCAUUGCUACUAAGACUGCCUCUGUUUAUGUUCCCGUCGAUUCUCUUAUCUAUGUUCAAUCUGGAUCUAUCCGUUACGCUAGUUUUGAUUAUGGUCACUUUGACCUUGCUAUCUUGGGUGAUGUCUAUUUCAAAGAAUAA